Messenger RNA from Ostreobium quekettii, 1401 nucleotides. Lineage: Eukaryota; Viridiplantae; Chlorophyta; Ulvophyceae; Bryopsidales; Ostreobiaceae. The record is from the annotation of a GenBank genome assembly.
AUGUGGUGGUUACUGCAGCGGCUACUGGCGUCCUUGAUCUGCAGGAGCGGCCCCAUUCCGCAGCACCUGGCCAUCGUGAUGGAUGGCAACAGGCGGUUCGCUAAGCAGCAGGGCAGGGAAGCGGAGGAGGGGCACAAAGACGGCUUCCAAAAGCUUGUCGAAGUGCUGAGAUGGUGCUUGGACCUGGGCAUCCGAUACGUGAGCGUGUACGCCUUCAGCACGGAAAAUUUCAAGAGGUCACAACGGGAGGUCGAGGCGCUAAUGCAGCUUGCAGAGAUUAAGUACAAGGAAAUGAUCGAGGAAAAUGGUUUUUGCCAAGACACUGGAAUGGAAGUGCGGGUGUUGGGCGACAUGUCAAUGGCACCACCAAAUCUGCAGGAAGCUGCAGCCCGAGUGAUGACACACAGUGCCCAACUGAAGAACAAGCAAGGAGUGCUAAACAUCUGUUUUGCAUAUACGUCCAGCCAUGAUAUGGCAGAGGCUGCUGGUGCCAUGCAAGAUGGUCUUUCUGAUGGCUCCCUGCAGAUGAACGACAUCAGUGAGUGCCUGCUCGAGCGAUGCCUGUGUGCAGGCGGUGACCCACCAGUGGAUCUCGUUGUUCGCACAUCUGGAGAGACACGUCUCAGCGAUUUCCUGCUGUGGCAGAGCCGCUGUGCACACAUCCAUUUUUCAGAAGCUCUGUGGCCUGCGCUCUCUUUCCGCCAUUUUGCGGCUGCCAUACUGGAGUUUCAAAGGCACGCAGACACUCGUGAGGACCUUCGAAACGAGGCACUUGCAUAUACAGGUGGAAACAGUAGUGGAAAUGGAGGCCAGGUUGGCAGCAACCACGUGGGGUCAUCGCGUGCGCACGAAGGAUUGCUUUCUGCAGUCUUCAAUGGUGCCGCAGCCAGCUGGGCCGCCUCGCUCCAGGGCUUGCUAGACAUCCUUCAGGAGCAUUCAGUGAAGAUGAUGGGAAAGGACAUAAUCAGGAGGUGUGAGGCGGAUAGCAAUGGCAAUCUGCAGCAGAAUGGGCACAGUGAGAUUGUCAACGGCCGCUACUGGGUGAAUGGCGCAGUGCGCGAUGAGGUGGGGACGUUGGGCGGUAUUCUUGGAAAGAUGCCAGCCCCUUGCACCCCAGGCAUGGGACCAGAGUCGGGAGCGAAGAAUGGAGUGACGAGGAGACGCGGAAAAGGAAGAGAAAAUGGUCGAAAGGCGUGCGACAAGACACCUGUUUGUCUCUCACAUGUGUCGGAUUCUUGCGGGCAGCGUGAACAAGGAGUAGAUAGCGGUGAGGGCGCCUCGCCUGGCCUCACAGGCCGUGCGCAGGCGUUUAUUGAAAGGAGAAGAGAGCAAUGGUGGAAAUGGGUAACAGCAAAGGGGGGCGAGGAGGUGGAUCGGACGUUCAGGGAGGAUGGCUGCUAG